Molecule: messenger RNA, 432 nt
Organism: Phalaenopsis equestris
Lineage: Eukaryota; Viridiplantae; Streptophyta; Magnoliopsida; Asparagales; Orchidaceae
Product: EG45-like domain containing protein
Exons: 3
Coding region: 1-432 (143 amino acids)
Biological process (GO): systemic acquired resistance
Cellular component (GO): apoplast; cell wall
Source: RefSeq, a predicted model, not a curated record
AUGUAUCAGAUGAAUCAUGCAGCUGUUGCUUUGGCCGCUGCCAUGUUAUUAUGCUCUUUAUCUCCUGCCUUUACAGCUGAAACAAACGCCACCUUCAUACUCCCACCUUAUAUUCCGUCUGCAUGCUUUGGAAGCAAGGAUAUGGGGAAUAUGAUCGUCGGAGUAUCGCCUGCAUGUUUUGGAAGCAAGGAUAUGGGGAAUAUGAUCGUCGGAGUGGGGGAUUCAAUGUGGAAUAAUGGAGGUAUUUGUGGCAAGAAGCUGAGUGUAAAAUGUAUUGAUGAGGGUUCAAAAUGCAAAAGUUUGGCGGCCAUUGAAGUUACCGUUGUGGAACUUUGCCGGGGCUGCCCCGACUCCAUUAUUCUCUCUCUGCAAGCUUUUGAACUCAUAUCCUCCCAAGACGUUGGAGUCGUUAAAGUAGAUUAUGUUCAGUAA